UGCGCAUGCGCGCGGCCUUCGCCUGAAGGGAUAAAAUCUUGCGCUCGCUUUCUUGCGGACUAAUUUACCGUAUCGCUUUGAAACAUAUCAGACAUCAGACUGUUUGCUUGUGUUUGUGUGUUUAAGGAAUGUAAAAAGGUUGGGAUUCAAAUCUGGUAGGUGAAAUACUCUUCCAAUUGUCAUCAUUUUAAGAAGCGAGGGAGAGCAAGAAUAGGACGUGACAACUGAGCGCCCACGAGAGCAGACGGGAAAUCUUCCAUGAAACAGACUUGAAAAACAACUCAUUUGGGCCAGACGAGCGAUUACGCUUUCGACCUUAAAAUAUAACCGCCAUAACAAGUUAGUCGCAUCCGAUCGAAGAUAAAAGGAAAUGGUUUUUAUUAAUGAAUAAAAACAGGAUAUUUCCUUUUGCCGAAAAAAAUUCACGCUGAAACCAAACAAUAACAAGAGCGAAUAGCAAAAAGCAACAUCAGUCAGGUCGUCGUCAGGUCGUCGUCAGGUCGCCAUCAGACGGUCAUCGCGGCAAAGAGACAGCACUCUAGACCAACAGAAAGCAAUCAAGGAGUACAAACAUUUUGUUUUUCUUUUCGCGGGAAAAAUCGAAUAGCAGCAGCAGCUAAUACUAAUACGCAAAGUGAACGGUCCAGUGAGCCUAUCCAACAAGGCUCAAAUUAGCGGUACUAACAAAAAUACGAUCAGGACACGAAAUUGAACAGUGACAACAAUACAGCAGCAGCAACAUUCAUCGUCUUGGGUCGUCACAACACUAAGGAAUCACACAUCAAGGCCCCCUUGAAAAACUUGAAAACUCUUUUACCAACGUCUCUCUACUGUUCUAUUUGCACGGUAGAUAGAACAAUACCACAACUAUCCCCUGCUAUUUGCCGCCGCGGAGUUUAAAGCUAGUCGCGCGAUGAUGAGCAAUUCCACCAACUCAAGCGUGUCGCUGCAUCUGCGCAAUUUUGACUCGUGGUACGCGUGGGUGUUCGCGGUGUUGUACUGUUGCAUUAUCGUCGUCGCUUUGGCGGGAAAUAUGUUGGUGUGUGGCGUGGUGGCUGUGAACAAAGGCCUUAGAAGGUUGCCCACAAAUCUGUUCAUCGUGUCGCUGUCCGUCUCCGAUCUGAUCACCGCCCUCCUCGCUAUGCCCUUUGACGUGGACAUCCUGAUCACGGGGGGUCGGUGGGACCACGGGGAGGUCAUGUGUCGAGUAUGGACCACCGUGUACCUCAUGACAGUCCCCACCUCGAUAUUGACCCUCCUUGCGGUGAGCCUGGACCGAUACAAGACGCUCAGCGACCCGCUCAACAGGUUCCGCCGCGCGGGGAGGUUUAUGACCCGUCGCCGCGCCCUGAUCAUCAUUGCGGUCAUCUGGUUAUACUGUCUUGUGAUGUCUAUCUUACCGGUCAUCGGAGCUAUUGAUAUAAGCCCAUAUAAAAGCUUUCUGUUCUACGGCCAGUGCGUCUUCCCGCUACCUACGGCGUUCUCAGUUGUUACUUCGAUGGUUAACUUCGUUGUGCCGCUUUUACUCACUUGCGCGAUUUACGCGAAGAUUUACCGCAUCGCUCGCAGUCAUUCUUGUGGCUUGCCAUCCGCGGGCCGUGCGUCUGUCCGCAAUCCUUCCGAGCAAAAGGAGCACGUGCGGAACGUGCGCGCCGCGAAGACAAUCUCGAUGUUCGUGUGUGCGUUCUUCUGUUGCUGGGUGCCGUACUGCAUGGUGAGCGUGGUAAGCAACCUGUGUCCGGCCUGCUUCAUGACAACGCCCCCUCAUGUGUACCCCCCCUUGCUCAUGCUCGGGUAUCUGAACUCCGCGCUCAAUCCCUUCCUGUUCUCAUUCCGCAACAAGGCGUUCAAGUCUACCGUGUGGAGACUGUGGCGGAAUAUCAAACGCAGAAGGCACCCUCAUAAAUUCUUAUCCCGAAGUAGCACUCGGCAAGAAAAUGGGACCGACGUCCAGCUCAGCUCAUUGCGCAGCCGCGGAAGUACAGCGCAUGAGCCCGGGGUCAACAGCAAAACGGAGUCAGUGGUAUUCUCUAGUAGCAGCUCGCGAGAGCCGCUGAGCGUCAACGACAAAUUGCAGAUUCACAUAGAUACUGAACAUGCGCGCUGAGCCAUACCACAGGAUGACCACAAGCUACCCAUAAAUCCAGUCUCCACUAUCUACCUUAUUUGCAUUAAUCCAAGGAACGUUAAUUAAAGGGAGCUCUCCGAGAGUCAGCAGUCCACAGGAUGCCCACCAAAGCAAUCGUAUAAUUUGAUGACGUAAGAAGCCCAUAAUUGGACAUUUUUGGAAGUUUCUCUGAACACCACAGGUGCCGUUGAUUACCAGCUAACCACAGGAAGUCCAUCAUUGAUUACCAGCUAACCACAGGAAGUCCAUCAUUGAGUAACAGCUAACCACAGGAAGCCCAUCAUUGAUUACCAGUCUACCACAGGAAGCCCAUCAUUGAUUACCAGCCUACCACAGAGAGUCCAUCAUUGAUUACCAGCUAACCACAGGAAGCUCACCAUUGAAUCCGAUCAUUGAUUACCAGCCUACCACAGGACGCCCAUCAUUGAUGUCCAGCUAACCACAAGAUAUCCAUAAUUGAUUACCACUUAACCACAGGAAGUCCAUCAUUGAUUACCACUUAACCUCAGGAAGUCCAUCAUUGAUUACCAGCUAACCACAGGAAGCCCAUCAUUGAUAACCAGCUAACCACAGAAAGUCCAUCAUUGAUUACCAGCUAACCACAGGAAGCCCAUCAUUGAUUACCAGCUAACCACAGAAAGUCCAUCAUUGAUUACCAGCUAACCACAGGAAGCCCAUCAUUGAUUACCACUUAACCACAGAAAGUCCAUCAUUGAUUACCAGCUAACCACAGGAAGUCCAUCAUUGAUUACCAGCUAACCACAGGAAGCCCAUCAUUGAUUACCACUUAACCACAGAAAGUCCAUCAUUGAUUACCAGCUAACCACAGGAAGUCCAUCAUUGAUUACCAGCUAACCACAGGAAGCCCAUCAUUGAUUACCACUUAACCACAGAAAGUCCAUCAUUGAUUACCAGCUAACCACAGGAAGUCCAUCAUUGAUUACCACUUAACCACAGGAAGUCCAUCAUUGAUUACCAGCUAACCACAGGAAGUCCAUCAUUGAUUACCACUUAACCACAGGAAGUCCAUCAUUGAUUACCAGCCAACCACAGGAAGUCCAUCAUUGAUUACCAGCUAACCACAAGAAACCCAUCAUUGAUAACCAGCUAACCACAGGAAGCCCAUCAUUGAUUACCACUUAACCACAGGAAGUCCAGCAUUGAUUACCAGCUAACCACAGAAAGUCCAUCAUAGAUUACCACUUAACCACAGGAAUCCAAUCAUCGAUUACCACUUAACCACAGGAAGCCCAUCAAUGACUACAUAUAGACAAGUUUCCAACCAUUUUGAUAUGGUAAACUUAUAUGCCUUCAUAUGGAGGUAAACCAGUGAUUGUUGCAGGCGAAUAGUCGUUCAGACAAAGUAUUUCUUCCUUUUGGCAAAAUAUUUAAUGUCAUGAGAACAUGAAUCUUUCGUAUUGAUUCUGCUUACUCGGGUGUGCUCGGGGUGGAUUCGGUACUAUGUUUGUGUGAUUCGGAAUUACUCGGGUUUGAGUCGGAACUAUGUGAGCGUGACUCGGAUUUACUCGGGACGGCUCGGGUUGGAUUCUGUACUAUUCGUGUGUGACUUGGCCUUACUUUAGACGGCUCGGGGUGGAUUCGGUGGUCUCCUCCAUUUCUUUAUUGUAAAAUCAAUCACUCAAUAAGUCACAUUCAUAGAUUGCUGCACCAAGUCUGCUUUUGUGGUACCUAAGAACAGGAAGAUUACUCGGGAGGGGGGGGGGGGGGGGGUGUAGCCCAAGCAAGCCUUCCCCUAGAUCUGCUCCUACCCCUCCCCACCUUGUACUUGAGUGGUCAACUCUCUUCCCUUUGACCUGUGCCUCCCGUUUCAAUAUUCCCCACCCUCCUUCUCCGCGAUUCAAUGUUCCACCACCCCUUUGAAAAGACAGUGAUCCCAGUUUUAGACGAUGGUCGACUACCAUAAUUUAUAUUUCGUGCGAUGAAAGUAGGGAAUCCGCUCCAUCACGAGGGACACUGCUAGCGGUGCGAUAGCUCUCAAUGAAUUUUUGCCUCACCGACUAUAGACGUUACUCUCUAUGAGCUUCCGUUAGCUGCUAUUUUUCAUUCUUGAAAACUAUGAGAAAGCACCCUUUUGUAUAGUCUGAUUUGAGAAAUAUUGCAAUAUUUUCCAUCAAAAUUGGUAAAUAGCGUACAUAGCUUUUGUUUUUCGAUGGUUAUCUCGAGAUUUCAUCACGUAGUUUUCCAAUAUCGAGUAAAAAUAGUGAUGAAUGUGUGUCUGUCAAGGGUUCUUUCAAACUUCCCCUUACAAAAGCAACAGGACCUAUUUGAUUCAUUUUUCGUUUGUGAACUUCUCUUUUUCGAAAAAUCACCAGAUCCAACGAGCUGUCGGCGAAAUCAAAGGUUCUCGUUAAGAUAUAGUAGACCAAUCACUGAUCUCAAAUCAGAUAAACCGAGCCCAAAUUGGUUUCCACGCUUAAAACUGAAAAAGAGAACCCAGAAAAGCAUGGGGACUUAGUAGUAGCAUAGUAUCAGAAAGUGAUAAAAGUUGUUCCUGUCAUUCGGGAGAUUUACUUACAUAAAAUAGCCAGCGGCAAAAAUUGUAAACGGUAAAUCAUUCAUUUCUGAUGAAAAGGAAAUGC
Nematostella vectensis (starlet sea anemone) is the source of this 4728-nucleotide messenger RNA. Its product is annotated as tyramine receptor Ser-2-like. NCBI's taxonomy places the organism in Eukaryota, Metazoa, Cnidaria, Anthozoa, Actiniaria, Edwardsiidae. The record is from RefSeq and is a predicted model, not a curated record. The transcript is spliced from 4 exons. Gene Ontology annotation, biological process: chemical synaptic transmission; G protein-coupled receptor signaling pathway, coupled to cyclic nucleotide second messenger. Gene Ontology annotation, cellular component: dendrite; membrane. Gene Ontology annotation, molecular function: neurotransmitter receptor activity; G protein-coupled serotonin receptor activity. Bases 914 to 2107 code for a protein of 397 amino acids.